Molecule: messenger RNA, 1917 nt
Organism: Microdochium trichocladiopsis
Lineage: Eukaryota; Fungi; Ascomycota; Sordariomycetes; Xylariales; Microdochiaceae
Product: general substrate transporter
Exons: 5
Coding region: 91-1674 (527 amino acids)
Biological process (GO): transmembrane transport; carbohydrate transport
Cellular component (GO): membrane
Molecular function (GO): carbohydrate:proton symporter activity
Source: RefSeq, a predicted model, not a curated record
GUCAGCCCUGCCAAGAGGAGGUAGAGUCUGCUACUUGGACUGCUGACAACACACAAGUUUCGUCUCGACUCUGAGCCUGACUGCGCAACGAUGUCGAUCUUCUCACCUCCCAAGAGGCUGCAGGCCGAGGUCCCUGCCAAACCAACAAAGGGUCACUUUCCGUUUGCUGGCAGGGAGUUUCUCCGUGUUCCCUGGUGGCGCAGGAAGAAUCUUCGUAUGCUCUACUUUUACAUUGUGGUUCUCAUUCUUACCAACACCGCCAAUGGAUUCGAUGGCUCCAUGAUGAAUGGACUACAAUCCCUCUCAUACUGGCAGGAGUACUUCGACCACCCCAAAGGCUCCGUCUUGGGCCUAUUCAACGCCUCAAUGAGCCUGGGCUCUUUGAUUGGUCUUUUACCCACGCCCUACCUCAACGACUGGGCAGGCCGGAGAGUCGGCGUUGCCGUGGGCUGCGUCAUCAUGCUUCUCGCGGUUGGUUUGCAGAGCGGUGCGCAAAACUUUGGCAUGUUUGUUGCCGCAAGGUUGCUGCUCGGCCUUGGCGAUAGCAUCGUCCUUGGUUCCGCACCACUCUUGAUCGCCGAGAUUGCUCAUCCCCAGGACCGCGCGACCCUCGUGACCCUCAGCGGUGCGAGCUACCACUCUGGCGCAUUUAUUGCCAGCUGGGUUACGUACGGGACUUUGCAGAUCCAGAGCGAAUGGUCGUGGAGGCUGCCCAGCCUCCUGCAGUCCAUCUGUUCCGUUUUCAUUCUGGGAAUGGUUUUCUUCAUGCCUGAGAGCCCUCGUUGGCUGAUGGACAAAGACCGACACGAAGACGCGCUUCGAGUCUUCUCGCACUACCACGGCGAAGGCGAUGUAGACGACACCUUCGUGCAGCUCGAGUAUGCAGAAGUCAAGGCUACGAUCGAGCUCGAAAAGCAGAUGGGAAAGUCAAACUGGCUUGACUUCUUGAAGACGAAGGGAAACAGAAAGAGAAUUGGGAUAAUCACAGCCAUUGGUUUCUUCAGUCUUUGGAGCGGCAACGGUCUCAUUUCGUAUUAUCUGAGUACCAUCAUGAACCAAGUUGGCAUUACAAAUCCUCAGACACAGCUUGGAAUCAACGGCGGUUUGAAGACCCAAGCGCUGAUCGAGAAUAUCACGAUGUCAUUCUUCGUUGACAAGAUCGGUCGUCGACCAAUGUACCUCAUUUCUACGGUCGGCACUUUCGUUAUUUUCACUGUAUGGACCAUCAUCUCGGCGCGGCUCGAAAUUGCCCCAAACAAUUCACUCGGAUAUGCGUUUGUGGCGAUGAUCUUUUGUUAUGGCUUAUUCUAUGAUUUCAAGAAUGGACUUUUGGCUUCAUACACCACAGAAAUUCUCCCCUACCAUCUCCGAGCCAAAGGAUUCACAUGGCUGAACUUUUCAGUGAGUUUAAGCCUGUUCUUUAAUCAAUACAUCAAUGGGAUCGCUCUCGACGCGUUGCAUUGGAAAUAUUACCUUUGUUAUGUCGUUUUCCUGGCUUUCGAGAUUGGCAUUAUUUAUUUCUUCAUUGUGGAGACCCGGUACACUCCCCUCGAGGAAAUUGCACGCUACUUCGACGGAGACGAUGCAGUGGAUGUCAGGGAAGUCGCAAACGCGGAUGUCAAGGAGAAGGGAAAUAUUAUGGUUCAACAAGUCAGCCACCAGGAGGCAAUUUGAUACUUGGGAAGCGCAAUCGUGGGCAGCAGGAUGAUUUCUACCGUCAAGAACGUAUUCGCGAGUCCAGACUUUGUUUCGGAAGACUUUGGGCGCACAUCUGUAGCUGUUGAGGCAACAAAUAUUUUCAAUGUCGGGAUUUCUUGGUUUUCCUUUUUUCCUUUUUUUCGUGUCGACAUUUCUUAUGUCCUCCACACCGCAGCCAGCUUCAUUGUAUCAUUGUAGAUUGACAACGGUGUUAUCUAU